Enterobius vermicularis (human pinworm) is the source of this 909-nucleotide messenger RNA. NCBI's taxonomy places the organism in Eukaryota, Metazoa, Nematoda, Chromadorea, Rhabditida, Oxyuridae. The record is from the annotation of a GenBank genome assembly.
AUGAUCUUUCGUCGCGAUCCAUGCGGUAUAUUAUGUACGUUAAUGGCGUACGGGUGUAUGAUCUAUGCUGAUUUCGUUGUUAUUAACUGGAUUAUUAUUCCCACUUAUUCACAAAGUUUAUGGGGUGUUGUCCACACAGUGAUUUUUAACACAGUUUUGCUCUUUGCUUUGAUAGCUCAUGUUCGAGCGAUGUGCUCUGAUCCAGGAAUUGUUCCAAUAAAUAGAACUUUAAAAGGUGGUUGGAGGCGAGUAAAUGGUGCUUACGACGACGUCAUGACAGAUACAGAUUACGAAGAGUCUGGCUCGGAACGGGAAACAAUGAUUGGUUCUGAUGAUUACGUCGGAGAAGACUGGUCUAUUUGCAUUAGGUGCGAAUCUUAUCGUCCACCUCGUGCCCACCACUGUAGGAUUUGCAAAUGCUGUGUAAGAAAAAUGGAUCAUCACUGUCCGUGGGUGAAUAACUGUGUUGGUGAAUUUAACCAAAAGUAUUUUUUACUAUUCCUGUUGUAUGUUGGCCUUUCGGCUACAUACGCCUUGGGCUUAGUGAUUGCGGCUUGGUUAAGUCACGACAAAUUUAGUCCUAAUAGUUCGAAUACAUUGUAUGUACAGAAGGUCGAGCAUGCUAAAGUUCUACACACUAUAUUUUUGUCGAUUGUUAGUGCUCUUUUUGGGCUUUUUGUUUUGGCCGUUGCUAUUGAUCAAUUGCAAGCCAUUUUUAACGAUGAAACAGCAAUUGAAUCGUUACAGCGCAGAGGAGCAAAAUAUAGAAAACCAUUACGUUCUAAACGGGCGCUGUUGGCGGAGGUUUGUGGAGGAGGGUCGAUAGUUUCUUGGUUCCUGCCGUGUUCGUCGUUGACAUCGGAACGUGAUAUUGUAACCUUCGCACAGCAAACGCGACUUGAUGUGUAG